CGUAAUUAAAAUGUCGCAAAAUAAUUCCAAAGAAUCAUUAAUAAGCUAUCUAGAAAAUAGUACUGCAAAAGUCAAUGACGGCCAUAACAGUAGCUCAAGUGAAACAGAGACACAAAGGAUUAAUCACAGCUUACGACGCAAAACCCGCCAACGACAAUUUACUCAAAGCUUUUCAUUUAAUCCAUUGCCUUUGCGGAUAGUUGGCGACGGUGAAACGCAACCAGUUUCAAACAAUCAAAUAUCGAUGCGAGAUAUGACUUUAAACGCACCGCAAAUCAUUGACGAUAGUUCCGAUAUAGACGUGGAUGCCGAAUAUCAUAUAUCAAAUGAAAGCAGCAGUGAUAACACAGCAAAAAGAUCAAUCGUAUUUCCUGGUCGCUCGUUGGAAAAAUCUGAUUUUCACGUGAAGAGGACGAUACGCAGACAUCCACGGACUACCAACAACUGUGUUUUGGCUUCAUUUUUAAACAGUAGAAAAUUGGUAGUUAAGUGCCACAAAACAGGCCAAUUAAACGAAUUUGUUUAGCUAUAAAAAAAAAAAACGAACGAACGAAUAUUUCGAGCCCAGUUUA
Molecule: messenger RNA, 572 nt
Organism: Drosophila grimshawi
Lineage: Eukaryota; Metazoa; Arthropoda; Insecta; Diptera; Drosophilidae
Exons: 2
Coding region: 11-526 (171 amino acids)
Source: RefSeq, a predicted model, not a curated record